UGGUGCGGAGAGCGGGCGGGGCGGGGGAGGCGGGCAGGAUGAACCUGGAGCUGCUGGAGUCCUUUGGACAGAAUUAUCCAGAGGAGGCAGAUGGAACACUGGACUGUAUUAGCAUGGCCCUCACCUGCACCUUUAACAGGUGGGGCACCUUGCUGGCUGUCGGAUGCAAUGAUGGCCGCAUCGUCAUUUGGGACUUCUUGACGAGGGGCAUUGCCAAGAUCAUUAGCGCCCACAUACAUCCCGUCUGCUCACUAUGUUGGAGCCGAGAUGGGCAUAAAUUAGUCAGCGCUUCCACUGACAACAUCGUGUCACUUUGGGAUGUUCUGUCCGGAGAUUGUGACCAAAGGUUCCGUUUUCCUUCACCGGUUCUCAAAGUGCAAUUCCAUCCCAGGGAUCAGAACAGAGUGCUGGUCUGCCCAAUGAAGUGUGCACCGGUUCUGCUGACUCUCUCGGAUUCCAAGCACGUAGUUCUACCUGUAGAUGACGACUCGGAUCUUAACGUUGUGGCAUCUUUUGACCGGCGAGGAGAUUAUAUUUACACAGGGAAUGCCAAGGGAAAGAUUUUGGUGUUAAAGACUGAUACACAAGAGUUGGUGGCUUCAUUCCGCGUCACAACAGGCACCAGCAAUACCACGGCUAUCAAAUCUAUCGAAUUUGCAAGGAAAGGCAGCUGUUUCUUAAUAAACACGGCAGACAGAAUCAUUCGAGUGUACGAUGGCAGGGAGAUCUUAACUUGUGGGCGGGACGGUGAGCCUGAACCGAUGCAGAAGCUGCAGGACCUGGUGAACAGAACACCUUGGAAGAAGUGUUGUUUCUCUGGGGACGGAGAGUACAUCUGUGCUGGAUCGGCACGGCAACAUGCUCUCUACAUCUGGGAGAAGAGCAUUGGAAACUUGGUGAAGAUUCUGCACGGCACACGGGGCGAGCUGCUACUGGAUGUAGCGUGGCACCCUGUCAGACCGAUCAUUGCUUCUAUAUCCAGUGGGGUUGUAUCCAUUUGGGCUCAGAAUCAAGUGGAAAACUGGAGUGCUUUUGCUCCAGACUUUAAAGAGUUGGACGAGAAUGUUGAAUAUGAAGAGAGAGAAUCUGAGUUUGACAUUGAGGAUGAAGAUAAGAGUGAGCCGGAACAGACUGGUGGAGAUGCGGCAGAAGAUGAGGAAGUUGAUGUGACGUCUGUGGAUCCAAUCGCUGCUUUUUGUAGCAGUGAUGAGGAAUUUGAAGAUUGCAAAGCCUUGCUUUACCUUCCAAUAUCACCAGAAGUGGAAGAUCCUGAGGAGAACCCUUACGGACCUCCCCCAGAACCUGUGCAGAACCCUGGAACCGAAGAGCUGACCAACCCAGAGAAAAAGAGACAGGCAUCAACUGAUGGAUCCCAGCCACCCAAGAAGAAACCCAAAAUGACUAACAUUGAACUACAAGGAGUACCAUCUGAUGAAGUUCACCCGUUGCUGGGCGUGAAGGGCGACGGCAAGUCGAAGAAAAAGCAAGCGGGCCGGCCAAAAGGAACGAAAGGUAAAGAGAAAGAUUUCAUUAAGUCGAAAGCAUUCAAAGGGGACAGAGGUCAACCUUUGGAAGGAGCAGUGAAGGGCAAGGAGCUGGCGGAAGUGGUCGAGCCACCCGCAGGAGGAGCCGUCAUUUCCGACCUGCUGUAAAGUUGUAAGAAGAUGCUUCUUCAUCCUUGCAAUUAUCGUGCUGCCUUCGUACUUUAGUAGGUAUGAUGGUGCAAUGUCCAGAAAGAGUAUGGCUGUUGGUCAAGUCGAGCACCCAACCCAAAGGGACCUUUCGUGAACCACGAGAGGCUUUCCCUUCCAUCCUUCUGAAGUCCGUGGGCCUUGGAAAGCCGAUCGAUCCACUUCACGUCCUGAGCAAUGCUGUGGAGAUGCCAAGCUGAAGUACAUUUUUAUCUUCAAAUGUCAUGGAGAUAUGUAGAGUUGCAUUUCACAUUGUACCGUAACAGAGGGCACACAUCAGAAACGUGUGCAAGGUUCAGCAGAGUGCCCGAAACUUUAUUUUGUUUUUGGAUUCUUUUAACCUCAUGCAGUUUUGCAUUUGAAGAGUUUUCUAUGAUUAAUUGUUUUAGACUCUGGAAGGUUAUCUGCUUUGAACACUGAUUACUCUGGUGCUCCGUGAAGACUCGUGUAGACCAAUUUCUACGGCUCCAUCUCUAACAUCCUUCACGUUUUUUCAUAAAACAGAUUUGUAGUAAUUUCUCAAUGCCUUGGUGUUUAUGUUUCUAAUCUUUUGUAAUGUUGAUCUGUUGACCAGCUGACUAUGAAUGGCUAAAUGUCAUAGAUUUUGUUCUUUGUUCAGGGGCUGGGCUGGUAAUAUUGUUUUUGGACUGCAGCCGAUAUUUUUUAUUGACCUACAAUGUAGAUGGAUACCGUCAUUUCUGAGUUUCUGUUGUUCCCUUGAAGUCUGAUACAUCCACUUUGCAGCUGUGCGUGGUGUCCUCUUGCUACUUGGUACAGACUCGGUCCUAAUCCGAAUAUGGGCAGACCAAGCCCAAAAACCUUACUGGUUGAGGAUAUGCAGAGCCUGAAAUGUUUCUGUUGGUUGAGCAACUCUUGGUAGUAGGCGAGAUGAUUUGCAAAUGGCGACGACUGCUUACCUUUGGUCUCCUGCCUCUCCACUAGGAGAAGGAGUGAUUUUCUGGUGAAGCCAACAACUUGUGUUUAUCAUAGGGCAUGCACUGAUCUCGUCUUUGGGCGUCCAAGACCGUUGAGUUGGAAAUUGGCUCCAUGACCAUGAGAGGACCAAGAGCUCCUUGCCUCUCACGACCCACAGAUGCCAGAGAUUAUGCACCAGAGAUGUGUGCAAGUUGUGUAGCCUUCCCACUGCCCUUGUUGGGUUCAUUAUUAGAGGGCACCUUCAAGGUUCUGACCUGGGUGUCCAAAUAGAAAUGUGUUCCAACAAGGAAAACUCGCCAUAAAAGUAGAUACAUGAAAUCUUCAUAUGAAUGGAUAGCCUGUCUAAACUGUAAUUUAGUUUUGAAAUUUGUGUCUUUAAAAAAAAUGGUUGAUUGGUCUAAUUGAUUUUCCUAAAUUAGACCUCACAAUGAUUCUCAAUUGUUCAAAGUAGUGGAAUGGGCAACUGAGAGUUGUUGAUUUUAAUUGUAAAAUCCCGUAAGCAACUAUGAACUCGGGCAGCUUCUCGGAGUCACGCAUGGCUUAUGGAUAACUUUCACGUGUGUCCCAUCUGUGGUAUUCCUCCUCUCUCCAUCACAUGCACGCCAAUAUCAAGAUCUGGUGCUCAUCAGCUCAUCAUUCCUAUUCACGUUCCCUCGCAUGUUGCCUGCUCCGGGCUUUCCUUUCUGCUGGCCAUUUAAUAAUUCUUCCGUUUUUCUUGACCCUCAAUGCAAAAGAGAACACGCACAGCUGAGGGUUUAAAAUGCCUUCUGCCUUCGAAAUGCAUCUUCAGAAUCCCUUGGUGUCAAAAACCUGCGUGAAAAAUCCACGAUUUUUCUUGAGACUUAGCAUCUGCAUUGUUCUGUUGGCUAUCACAAGGCAACUGUGUCUCUUGUGUCCACUCCUGAAAUGGUCUGAUUCUGAGACACUGUUUCAAAAUGGCUAUUGUCCCCUUCUCUGAGUGAUCUAUUGUAGCAAUUGUGUUCCUUUCUGGAGCCUCCUUCUAUCACGGAUAUCACCACCAGAGGAAAUAAAAAAAUCAAUUUUUAAAGUGUGUAACUGAGAUUAAACACACACCAUUUUAUUUUAAAACUGGUCCAUGAUAAUGUGUUUCAUGCACCACAUUCCUCCUUCCGUCUCCUUCCAUCCUUUUUCAUCUAACCCCCCCCCAUCUCCAUUUCCUUCAGUGCCUUUAUUACUUGUUUUUGUCGAACUUUCCCUUAAGUAUAACUUUGUUAAUCUCCUCGGCUUCUCCCUGCAGUGUCAAAUCGCACCUCUCUGUCUCUCCUCGCCUUGUUCUAAUUUAUUACGGCCCCCACAUUUGCAAGCCUUGGCCCAGAACAAAACAACAGAAUGGUUUUGGAUUGAGUAGGAAGAAACUGCAGAUGUUGGUUUAAACCGAAGAUGGACACGAAAUGCUGGAGUAACGCAGCGGGACAGGCAGCAUCUCUGGAGAGAAGGAAUGGGUGACGUUCAGUCUGAAGAAGGGUCUCGACCCGAAACAUCACCCAUUCCUUCUCUCCGGAGAUGCUGCCUGUCUCGCUGAGUUACCCCAGCAUUUUAUGUCCAUCUUCGGCUUGGGAUUCAGACUGUGUUUAGUUUUUCUGCUGCAUAACAGUACGGAUGGUCAAAGGCAUCUUAUCUCACUGUAGCAGUCCAGCUGCUGCUUUUGUAACUUCUAUUUCCUUUUGCAAAAAAAUGAAAAGAGUUCUCGGGAAGACUGCUACAGACUUGCCCUAAAAACUUGUGGAUUUUUCCUUGGUCCUGUUGAACAGUCAGAUGGUAUCGUUGGAAAAAACAAAAAUCCUUGCAGCUCAUAACAGUAGCAUGAUCCAGAUAGUGGGUACUUUUAGCUGAAAAAAAAGACUCAUGAGCUUUUUGAUAAACUCUUCAGAGAAGGGGUGGCUGUUCUAGAUUUUCCCUCUGUCAUCAUCACAUAAUGGCUGGACCGCUUUUCCUUCCAAUGUUCAAUAUCCUCACGCUGCUGUGAUCUCUCUCUCUGCAGGUAAGAGCUUGCUUCUACAUUUAAACCCCACAGGCAUUGGUUAUGUCAGACACAGUUGUUGUACUUGUACUCUUCCAUUUGGGUAGGGCUGUUUUAUAAUUAUCCUUUUUUAGUGUUGAUGGAAUAAUACCUGCUCAAUCCUUCACGGCAUUCAAAUCGAACAGAUCGAUAGCAUAUUUUUUGAGGAACUUCACGGAGGAUUUGAGUGAUUCAGGCAACGUGGUAUUUAGUAACCAACACCGCUGUACAGAACACCUAGAAGAAUGGUUUGAGCAAAUGUGCAUACGUUUUUUAAAAUUCCUGUAAAUAAUAAACAGUAAUCUGGUUUUAAA
This is a messenger RNA of Leucoraja erinaceus (little skate), 4961 nucleotides long. It is a transcript of the gene rbbp5, whose product is annotated as retinoblastoma binding protein 5. Lineage: Eukaryota; Metazoa; Chordata; Chondrichthyes; Rajiformes; Rajidae. The transcript is spliced from 15 exons. Gene Ontology annotation, cellular component: Set1C/COMPASS complex. Gene Ontology annotation, molecular function: protein binding. Bases 39 to 1652 code for a protein of 537 amino acids. The record is from RefSeq and is a predicted model, not a curated record.